Messenger RNA from Eublepharis macularius, 1620 nucleotides. Its product is annotated as zinc finger protein with KRAB and SCAN domains 7-like. The coding region runs from base 1 to 1620 and encodes 539 amino acids. The transcript has 7 exons. The record is from RefSeq and is a predicted model, not a curated record. Gene Ontology annotation, molecular function: DNA-binding transcription factor activity; RNA polymerase II cis-regulatory region sequence-specific DNA binding. Gene Ontology annotation, biological process: regulation of transcription by RNA polymerase II. NCBI's taxonomy places the organism in Eukaryota, Metazoa, Chordata, Lepidosauria, Squamata, Eublepharidae.
AUGGAGACAAGAGACCAGGCUGGCCCUGAAGUGGGAGAAGGCCCUCGCGCCACCAAAGCUGGGAGCAAUGAACGAUCCUGGGAGAAAACUCUUGAGAGUGCCCUGGGCAAGGAAACCCCUGGCUCCGAUGCGUGGCACUGGCAAUUUAGACAUUUCCGCUGCCAAGAGACUGAGGGGCCCCGAGAAGUUUGCAGCCGACUCCACAAGCUUUGCCGUGGGUGGCUGAAGCCUGAGCAGCAUUCCAAGAAUGAGAUCCUGGACCUGGUGAUCCUGGAGCAGUUCCUGGCUGUCCUUCCCCCAGAGAUGGCGAGGUGGGUCCAAGAAUGUGGCCCAGAGACCACUUCCCAGGCGGUGGCCCUGGCAGAAGGUUUCCUCCUGAGUCACCGCGAGGAUUGGAGGCGGGAAGAGCAGGUAGAACAGAUAUCAGAAGAGGAAGAGGAAGUUCCGUUGCACCACAGAGAGAGUCUGCUGGAAGGAGAUGAAGAUGCCAACAUACUGGGUGGCAGAUUGACGCCAGAAAUAUGUAGAAGGCCAACUCUUUGGGGGGCAGAGAUGGAAACGACCACUGCACAGCUGGCGCAGGGGCUGGUGACCUUCGAGGAGGUGUCCGUGUGUUUCACUAAAGAGGAAUGGGUGCUUUUGGAUCCAGACCAAAGAGCCUUGCAUAGACAAGUCAUGGGAGAAAAUUAUGAAAAUCUGACCUCUCUGGGAUGGGAGAGCAAGGAUGAGAGAAAGCCACAAAGAACGUGGAAUAAAUACUUUCCUUCUCAGGAGGAUGAUUUCCACAUAAUCUCUGUUGAAGAAAAAACAGAUGAAGGAAACGAAACAUGUUGGCGCCUGGAAUGUGGGAACAGCUUUGCUGAGAAGCCAUAUAAAUGCUUGGAGUGUGGAAAGGGCUUCAAUCGUAGCACGAACCUUAAUACGCAUCGAAGAAUCCACACAGGGGAGAAGCUGUUUGAAUGCCUAGAAUGUGGAAAGGGCUUCAGUCGGGGAGCUCAUCUCAAAAGGCACCAAAGAAUCCACAUGGAGGAGAAGCCAUAUAAAUGCCCGGAGUGUGGAAAGUGCUUUAAUCAGCGCACAAACCUUAAUAUGCAUCAAAAAAUUCACGCAGGGGAGAGACGGUUUGAAUGCCGAGAAUGUGGAAAAAGCUUUGUUCAGGGGGCUCAUCUUCAAGGACACCGAGCAACCCAUAUAGAAGAAAAGCGAUACAAAUGUUUAGAGUGUGGGAAGGCCUUCAGUCAUAAUGCUCAUCUUCAAAGGAGACAUCAAAGAAUCCACAUGGAGGGGAAACCAUAUAAAUGCUUGCAAUGUGGCAAGAGCUUCAGUAACAUGUCUGAUCUUAAAAGGCACCACAGAAUCCACACUGGAGGCAAGCCAUUCCAAUGCUUGGAGUGUGGAAAAAGCUUCAAUCAGAGCACAAGCCUUAAUACACAUCAAAGGAGCCACACAGAGGAGAGGCCAUAUAAAUUCUCCUACUGUAACAAAUGCUAUUUUGCUAAAUCAAGCUUUAAUAAACAUCAAAGAAUCCACACAGGGGAGAAGACUACUCAAAGUGUGGGAAAUGCUUCGGUUGGGUUACCACCCUUGUUUUGCCUUGAAGAACGCAUCCUACAUCAUUGA